Messenger RNA from Vitrella brassicaformis, 1683 nucleotides. The record is from the annotation of a GenBank genome assembly. NCBI's taxonomy places the organism in Eukaryota, Vitrellaceae.
CAUGAACGUCAUCCAUUCCCAGUGGUCCACCUGUUAUGAAUGCGCCGAUGCAUUCCGCCAUCCCACGCAGCUAGCAAGCCCUUCUCUCCCUCUCGCCUCAGCAACGCCCCUCGCUGACGAACGCUGUACCCUGUGCGAUGACGGACAGGCCGACGGAGCCAUCCGAUGCUGGCACUGAGGGGCUGGCGAGGCAGCAGACGGCCACAACAGCCGAGCAGCCGCCAGCUGUGGCUCCUCCUGCAGCAGUGGGUGGCGGGGAGGGCGAGGGGAAGGGCGAAGGGGAGGGCGGGCAGACGCAGCAGCUGCCUGUCAACACGCCGGUGUUCUUCCAGAACCCCGAUGGGUCAUAUCUAGAAGGUGAGAGAUGCAGCGAGAGAGGACGGAACGCGGCGCUGUUACACUGCAUUCGUGUCUGUGUGUGGUGUGUGUGUGUGGUCAGGUGUGCCGCCAGGGUACAAGGAGAGAACGCCGCCUCGCUCACCGAGACUGCCUGAUGUCAAUGGGUGGGUGACGAUGCACACACAUGCGAACACACACACACAUCGAAACACACGCACGAGAACGACACAGCCGCAUUCAGACACAUGGCUGGUGUGUGUGUGGAUUGAUGGCCACCUUGCAAUGCAUGAUGCAGUUGGUUUGACGAGUUGGACGCGCCCACGUUGGGUGAGGAGUUCCUGUUCAUCUACACGCGCCACGAGAAGCUGUUUUUGUCUUUGCUGCUGAUGGAGCUGCUCAUAGAGGUCACAUUCAACGCCAUGUACGUCUACUACAGAAACUACACCGUCAGAGAGGUGAGGGACGACCGAUGCAGACAGACCUACCGAUGGAUGAAGACAGCGCACUGAUGGAUGGAUGGAUGUGUGUGUGUGAUUCUGUGCAGGUGGCGAUCAUCUAUCACGGAGUGUUAUCGCUGCAGACCCUGUGGACCAUCUUCUGGGUCAUGUUCGCAAUCGAAUCCGCUUACGAGGUGGCAUUCUACGCUACGGGAUUCUGGGCCGUCAUCUCCGACAGGCCAUCGGUACACACACACACACACACACGCAUUCAGACGCAGACGGGGAGAGAGAGGGUGCGAGUGUGUGUGUGUGCGUGUGUGUGUAGGCGUAUCAGUGGUUCAGUCAGAUAGCUCUGUUUGGGAUUCUGGGCCAGGUGGUGCUGGCCUACAUGAACAAGUUCAACCUGCUCAUAUUCUUCUUCAGACUCAUGGCUUACAUAUACGCUAAGUAGGCCGAUACCCCUCCCAGCACACAGACACACACACAUCUACCGAGUUCAUUCACACCCAAUGCGUGUGCCAUUUUUGCAGGUUUCUGCGCAAUUUGCGUCAGUCUUUGGCGCUGCUGGGCCCGGCGCAGCCCAAUGGCAAUGGCGCCAACCAGCUACAGUUCGACCUCUGAUUGACGGGAUGGAUGGGCAGAGAUAGAUGUUGCUGGGGUGUGGGGGUGGGGUGUUGCUGGCGGGUGAGUGGUUCUGUCUGUUGUGUGUGGGUGGCGCUUGUGGUUGCGGCGCGGGUGGGUGAUUCAUCCAUGUGUACGUGUACAUACUUAUAUAUGUCCACGGAAGUGUGUAUGCAUAUGGUGUGCAGACAUAUGCACAGUGUGCUCUGGGGAUCGUGUGUGUAUGUGUACAUAUGCUUGUACGCGAGGGCCAUUCAUCGAUGGGACCCCACGCGAAUGCGUG